Eleginops maclovinus (Patagonian blennie) is the source of this 1221-nucleotide messenger RNA. RefSeq lists its product as uncharacterized. Gene Ontology annotation, cellular component: cell cortex; nucleus; microtubule plus-end. Gene Ontology annotation, biological process: cytoplasmic microtubule organization. Gene Ontology annotation, molecular function: microtubule plus-end binding. The record is from RefSeq and is a predicted model, not a curated record. The transcript is spliced from 8 exons. The coding region runs from base 218 to 1075 and encodes 285 amino acids. Lineage: Eukaryota; Metazoa; Chordata; Actinopteri; Perciformes; Eleginopidae.
UUAGAGCAGAUUUACCUACCAGGUUCUUGCACACUUGCUGCAUAGCAACAGGUUGUGUGCGCCACAUUAGCAUUCACCAUGGAGUAGGACAGAGAAGCAUUGAUCAGAAAUGGGAGCCAUUUCCUUGUGACCCUGUGGCGGGAUUUUGUCCUCCCAUCCUACAGCUGAGCUUCUGGCAAAGUCUGAACACCACAAUGUGAAGGGAACAUGCUUCAUCAUGACCUCUUAUAUCCUGUGGACUGUGUUUACAUGGACAUUCAAAGGGAUACUGUGCACCUGCAGGUUCCUCUGGAUAUGCCCGUAUAAUGCCAUCAAAUUCUUGCCUAGGGAGCGGCACAUUAAUGAAGACACAAGCCGACAGAAACAACUUGUGGGUACUGAAAGCAAAGGGUUUGCAGUCAUACCAGGCAGCCCGGACCAUGCAGGAGCUCUUCAUAAAAGGCUGACACAAACCGAAAAAGAGAUUCUGGCACUCAAGGCCAGGGUCGCCUGUGAGAAAGCAUCAUGGGAAAGGAGGUUUACGCAGCUGCAGAGAAAGCACGAGGACCUAUGUAAUCAGUUGGCUGUGUUGGUGAGAGGGGCUGGUUGUGAUGAAGAGUCUGUGGGGGACAAUGGUGAAUCACUUGAGGACAGUUCAAGAGGUCUCUCAAGACUGAUGCGCCAACACAAAGGGUCUGACGUGUCAUCGAGAGGCGACGUUUACGCAGGCAGCCAGUUCUACUCAUCAGUGACUCUGAGCCCAAGACCUUCCUCUUCCUCAUCCUCCUCAGCCUCCAGUGUGAGGUCCUGGAGGACUUCCAAAGGUCCUCACCGGGUUUUUGUUCCCCAUUCCCCCAUGGACCUGGAGCUGGGUCACCGGGUCAGGAUCAUGCUGCCGUCCGGAAGGAUCAGCACGGGAACGAUUUGUUUCCUGGGCCACCUGCAGGGGGAGGCAGAUCUCCAUCUUGGGGUGGAGCUGCAGACACCUGAUCAUGGAUUGCAUGACGGCAGCCACAGGGGACACAGCUACUUUGAAUGCAAUCCUGGCUAUGGCGCCUUUGUACCAUUCCACAAACUACUGAUGGCCUGGGAGUGACAGAAUUACAGACUCCUCAUUUAGAGGCAACUGGAUGUAUGGCAAGAUGGCCAAGAAAAAGCAAAAGACUAGUUACAUUAAUGAAUAUAAAUCUUUGUAUCAAAGUAUCUACAAAAAAGUGUGUAUUGUCUUUUAUGUUAUUCCCA